Molecule: messenger RNA, 628 nt
Organism: Linepithema humile (Argentine ant)
Lineage: Eukaryota; Metazoa; Arthropoda; Insecta; Hymenoptera; Formicidae
Source: RefSeq, a predicted model, not a curated record
AUCUUCACUAACAUUUUACCAGUGAUCUAACUUAACCUACAAUAAUAAUCUGGACAUAUAUUUAUAAAUGUUUAUACAUUAACAGUUUAUGAUAUCUGAAUUACACAUACACAAUGAGGCUUGGAUCAGUUCUGUUCGCUAUUACUAAGAUACCGUAUAGAUUUAGAGGGAAAUACCGCAAAGUUAAGAAACCAACUUUGCAAGAUUUAUUUAACAUGAAGCAUGACUUUGAAAGGGAAGAAAGAAACAUGUUAAUCCUACGGCAUCCCUAUAUUACACUUCAACAAAGUCAUGGUCACACGGGAGAAACAAAGCAAUCGAGGAAAGACAAGUUUCUCACCAAGAUAUAUGCAGAACACAGACAAAAGUUUCAAAAAGAAAUUACUAUUGCCGAACGUUUAUGUCAUAUGAGAGUUACAGAAGCAUGGGAUUAAAUGCUCUAAUAUCUGGACACACUAUUAUUUCGUAAAUUGCUUUAGAUCCUUGCAAAUUAAAUGAAUGUCAAAAAUGUAAUAUAAUUUUUUUCUUUGCAACAUUUUAUAUAGUAAGUACAAUCUAAAGUAUAUUUUACAAAGUAUUUUUCAAAUAGAAUAUAUAUAGAAUAUAUUACACCAAUUUAUCUAACUUG